Molecule: messenger RNA, 2068 nt
Organism: Asparagus officinalis (garden asparagus)
Lineage: Eukaryota; Viridiplantae; Streptophyta; Magnoliopsida; Asparagales; Asparagaceae
Product: asparagine--tRNA ligase, chloroplastic/mitochondrial
Exons: 15
Coding region: 32-1690 (552 amino acids)
Biological process (GO): asparaginyl-tRNA aminoacylation
Cellular component (GO): mitochondrion
Molecular function (GO): ATP binding; asparagine-tRNA ligase activity; nucleic acid binding
Source: RefSeq, a predicted model, not a curated record
AACUGGAAAAAAGAAAAAGAAAAAAAGAAAAAUGAUAGCGGCCGCGGCCUCUCUCGCCACCGCCUCCUCCUCCUCCCUUGUCCGCCCCAUCUCCACCUCCCUCCUCCCCCUCCUUCGUCGCCUGCACCGCCUCCGGUGGGUCCCGCCUCCAUCCCCCCCUCGCAAACACCGUUUCCUCUGCACCAAAACCCUAGCCACCGCCGAAGUCAAAACCAGCGACGUCGCCGUCGAGAAAGUUCGAGAGUUCAAGAAGCGUCUGAGGAUCUCGGAAGUCAAGGGCGGCCCUGACGAGGGCUUGGACCGGCUAGGGCAGAAGCUCACGGUUCGAGGCUGGGUUCGGACCUGCAGGGCUCAGAGCAGCGUCACCUUCAUCGAGGUAAAUGAUGGAUCUUGCUUGUCGAAUAUGCAAUGCGUAAUGAGCUCGGACGCCGAGGGCUAUGAUCAGGUAGAAGCUGGUACUGUUGCUACUGGCUCGUCUAUACUUGUGGACGGAACUAUUGUGAGCAGUCAAGGAUCUAAACAGAAAGUGGAGCUGAAGGUGGAAAGACUACAGAUGAUUGGUACGAGUGACCCAUCCAGUUAUCCUAUCCAGAAGAAGAGAGCAAGCAGAGAAUUUUUGAGAACCAUUGCUCAUCUGCGUCCUCGGACAAAUACAUUUGGUGCGGUUACAAGAGUGAGGAAUGCAUUGGCAUAUGCAACUCACAAAUUUUUCCAGGAAAACGGGUUUGUUUGGAUUUCAAGCCCAAUUAUUACCGCCUCAGAUUGCGAAGGAGCUGGUGAACAAUUUUGCGUCACUACUCUGAUUCCAAGCACUCGGGAAAGUACUGAUUGUCCUAGUAAUACAAUUCCUGCUACAAAGGAUGGCAAAAUCGACUGGUCACAGGACUUCUUUGGCAAACCAGCGUUUUUGACGGUAUCAGGACAGCUCAAUGCAGAAACAUAUGCAUCUGCUCUCUCUGAUGUAUACACAUUUGGUCCUACUUUUAGGGCAGAGAAUUCCAACACUUCGAGGCAUUUGGCUGAAUUCUGGAUGAUAGAACCUGAACUUGCUUUUGCUGAUCUAAAUGAUGACAUGGCCUGUGCAACUGCUUAUCUCCAGUAUGUAGUAAAGUAUGUCCUCGAUAACUGUAAAGAAGAUAUGGAUUUCUUUAACACAUGGAUUGAGAAAGGAAUUGUGGAGAGAUUGAAAGAUGUUGUUGAGAAAGAGUUUGUGCAGUUGACAUAUUCUGAUGCUGUUGAGAUUCUUCUUAAAGCAAAGAAGAAAUUUGAAUUCCCGGUAAAAUGGGGAUCUGAUUUGCAAAGUGAGCAUGAAAGGUACAUAACCGAAGAUGUGUUUGCUGGACGCCCCGUAAUAAUCAGAGAUUAUCCGAAGGAAAUAAAAGCUUUUUAUAUGCGUCAAAAUGAUGAUGGGAAGACAGUUGCUGCGAUGGAUCUGCUGGUUCCUCGGGUUGGUGAGCUUAUUGGUGGAAGCCAACGAGAAGAACGUCUUGAAUAUCUAGAAAGUCGUUUGGAGGAGUUAAAUCUCAACAAAGACAGCUAUUGGUGGUACUUGGAUCUUCGACGUUUUGGUUCAGUUCCUCAUGCUGGAUUUGGACUGGGUUUUGAGAGACUUGUACAGUUUGCAACUGGAAUAGAGAACAUAAGGGAUGCAAUUCCAUUUCCUCGAGCUCCAGGUUCUGCUGAGUUUUAAUGCCCAGAAUCAUUAUAAUCUCACAUUUGGACUCGGGAAACAUGCGUUGGCGGCAUAUCCACAUUUUUUAAUUAAUCUGAUUUAUCUUGUCACUAUAUUUAUUUAGAAGGCUGAAGAAUGAAAUGCAUUACGUAAGGUCAGCUUAUGUAGGGGUCUAUCACUGGCUUUUCAUGCUUGGUGCAUGAUGUAGUUUGAAAAGUGUCAUUAUUUGGAAGGACUUCCAGUAAGGAUAAAAUCCUGAUUGUAAAAUUUUGUUGUAGAAUGACGCAAUAAUUGUGGUUGUAUUUAUAACUAUUUUUUAUUUAAUUAUUUCAAAUCAUGUAAUAAUGUCAGAUUUUGCAUAAUUUGUAAUGGAAAUGUGUUUUCGUCGCAUGUAAA